Anopheles moucheti is the source of this 5204-nucleotide messenger RNA. RefSeq names its product oxysterol-binding protein-related protein 9. Gene Ontology annotation, molecular function: sterol binding. Bases 223 to 2631 code for a protein of 802 amino acids. NCBI's taxonomy places the organism in Eukaryota, Metazoa, Arthropoda, Insecta, Diptera, Culicidae. Gene Ontology annotation, cellular component: intracellular membrane-bounded organelle; cytosol; membrane. The transcript is spliced from 15 exons. The record is from RefSeq and is a predicted model, not a curated record.
AUUGCGUCCGUGCUCGAAUACACGGUACCAAGAAAACACACGGCUACUCGUUGCAUGUGUUCAGUGUGUCACUGCGUACAACCGCGGAAAAGGAUUUCCUUCCAGCGCGUGUGUUGAAAAAUUGCGUGUGUGCGUGUGUGAGGUUAUUAUUUUUUUUUGGUUACGUUCCCAGAAGCUUCCACCGUUUCGCUAAACGCGCACUCCGAUUAUCCUCCCGCUACGAUGGCGAUGCUGGAGGGCACCCUGUCCAAAUGGACGAACGUCAUGAAAGGUUGGCAGUAUCGGUGGUUCGUUCUGGAUGAAAACGCCGGAUUGCUGUCGUACUACACCUCCAAGGAAAAAAUGAUGAAAGGUGUGCGGCGCGGCUGUGUACGUCUAAAGGGUGCCAUCAUCGGCAUAGACGACCAGGAUGUGAACACAUUUACGAUCACCGUCGAUCACAAAACGUUCCAUUUUCAGGCGCGCGAUGCAGAGGAACGCGAAAAAUGGGUUCGUCGCCUGGAGGACUCGAUACUGCGGCAUGCAAACCGUAGCAGAGCACUGUGGGAUCAGCAGUACAAUAACGGCAGCGGCAGCACGAGCGCACAGAGCAGCGCGAUGGGUUUUACAUCCGGUGGACCGGGCAGUGGCAACGGUGUGGGUGGCGGAACGCCCGGCUCCAGUAUCCGGCGCUCAAACAAUCUGGUACUGUUCGAUCGGAAGGUAACGGAGGCGGACGCGUUUCUACAGCUAAUGAUUGACCAAACAACGAAACUGGAGGCGAGAUUGGAAACGCUUGGUGAGACGGAGGAAGCAACCCACCUCAAAAAUAUCAACGAGCACGCCAACGCAAUGCUUGAUAACAUAAAACAUUCGAUAGUGCUUCUACAGAUCGCCAAGAACACCGCAAACCCGAUCAACGGCAUCUACCAGGGUCCUAUAUGCAGUAAGUCCGAAACGGAAACUGAACCCAGCGAGUCCGGUCUGGCCGUUGGUGUGCUGUCGUCUUCGCUACCGACCGACAUCGAGGUUGCCGACGAAUGCAGAGAAAAUUCGCGGCGUGUCAACAUUGCACAUGCUUCUAUCAGCGUGCCGGAAACGUCCUACUCGAGUUCGGAGGGCGAGGACGACUUCUUCGAUGCGAACGAUUCUCCGUUUUCCUCUAGUCAAUUAACCACACCGACAAGCAACACUCGAACGCUUUCCGAGCACACUGCCCGCUUGUCGGUGGAGGAACACUAUGCAUCGGCCGAGGACAGCACGAGCAUUUCGCUGAAGAAGCAGGAAAGUCUCGUCGGUUCCAACACCACGUCCAUAUCAGCCGGCCAGAGCGUCCCACUCGUCAGUACCGGUAGCGACGGUGUACCCCGACCCGGGUUACACGAUCCACUGCCGCUUGCAUCCGGUGUGCCUCGCAAAUCGUACGACUCGAAAGCACUACCGAUACGCACCGAUGGCAGCCUCGACUACGAUGCCUUGUACGAAGACGAAUCCGACAACGAUCUGUCGAUGGAGUCGCACGGUUCGGUCGUGACGCAUCUGCUCUCCCAGGUGAAGAUCGGCAUGGAUCUGACGAAGGUGGUCCUGCCGACGUUUAUCCUCGAGCGGCGAUCCCUGCUGGAGAUGUACGCCGACUACUUUGCCCAUCCGGAUCUGUUUCUGCGGAUAGCGGAUCUAAAGGAGCCGCGCGAACGGAUGGUACAGGUCGUCCGGUGGUACCUCAGUGCGUACCAUGCCGGGCGCAAGAGCUCCGUCGCGAAGAAACCGUACAAUCCGAUCCUGGGCGAAAUAUUCCAGUGCCACUGGGACAUUCCGGAGCUGCCAACGGGUGACGAGACGUCAAACGUGGAGGUACAAGACGGACCGGUGCCCUGGUGCCGCAGGGACCAACUAACCUUUAUCGCCGAGCAGGUCUCGCAUCAUCCGCCAAUAUCAGCGUUCUAUGCUGAACAUCACAACAAGAAGAUCAGCUUUUCCGCGCACGUGUGGACAAAGUCAAAGUUUCUUGGCCUUUCGAUAGGUGUGCACAACAUUGGUCAGGGUACGGUGACGCUGUGUGAUCUCAACGAGGAAUACAUCGUCACCUUUCCUAAUGGUUAUGGACGAUCCAUCCUAACGAUACCGUGGAUCGAACUCGGUGGUACGAUAACCAUCACCAGUCCACAAACGGGCUAUCGAGCGGAUAUAGACUUCAUCACGAAACCAUUCUACGGUGGCAAAAAGAAUCGAAUACAGGGCGAGAUCUACGGACCGAACGACAAGAAGUCCUUCAUCAGCAUUAGCGGGGAAUGGAGCGGCCUAAUGGAGUACAAAUUCAACGAUGGCAGUAAACCCUCCAAGUUUGAAACGUUCGUCGACGUGAAUAGCAUACCGAUCUACAAGAAGAAGGUCCGUCCGGUGGGCGAACAGGAUGAGAAUGAAUCACGCAAAGUUUGGCGUGAGGUGACGGCCGGUUUGAAGAUGAACGACAUCGAAAAGGCAACGAAUGCAAAGUUUCAGGUGGAACAGAAGCAACGCGAAGAAGCCAAAGAGCGAAAGGAAACGUUCGGUGAAUGGGAAACGAAGUACUUCAAGGGUAUCGGUGAAUCGUGGAUAUACACCACGCCACUAUUACAUAGGUUAACGCUGGAAAAACGGGAUAGCAAAAGAUAGCAAUCGAACGAACAUAACACCACCAACAAUGGUAGCACUAGCACGUAAGCAGAUACUUUGGAUAUAGCAGAUAUAUCUAUAUACAUAUACUAUACAAUAUACAUAUUAUAUACAACACCUAGAACACACGCAACAACAUUAAAAAAAAACAAAAUGUUAAAAGAAGCAGUUGAAGAAGAAAGACGAACGUGUGAAGUGGUAGGUAAUGCGCAACCAUUCACUUUCAUUUACUAAUCGCUGCCAGUAAAAUACGGUUUUUGUUUAACAGCUGCAGCAGAAGAAGCUACAAUUUAGGUUAGGUAAGAUAGAUUGUUUGUUCUGUUAGGAGAAAGUUAGCCGAAAGGAUUCUUUAGCGAAGCAUACACAAUGUACACGUCCUAUUAAACGUGGAGAGUGAAGUGGCAUUUCUCAUCAGUAUCUCAAUUUGUGUGUUGAGUGUGUGGAGAAAUGAACACACUACCACACAGUGUUGUUUCUCGUCUUCUUUAGUAGUAAUCAUUUAACUUCAUCAGAUUUAUGUUUUCUGUGUCUCGUUACGUUUAUAUUGCAUGUUUGAUUCAUCCUUUAGCAGUAUUGCAUUUUCAAUCUGUGUUUUUGUUUGUUUGUUCCUGGUUUUGGGGUUUAUAUUUUCCUUUUUUUUCCACGACCCGCUCUCCUUAUUACUCCUCAUUGCAGCACAAUGCACUUGUAGCAAAGAAUGAAUUGGACGCGGUCGCAGUGUCACGGAAAGCGCUAGUAAACCCUAUAAUAGUGAUGUUGAAAUUCUCAGUUUUAGUCUAAUGUUGUUAUAGCAAACUUAAUGGUAGAAGAAGAAAAAUGAAAGAUAAAGAGAAAAACAUUUAAAGGAAAAAGAUGUAAAGAAAAACAAAAAACAAAUGUGAUAUGCACAAAAGUAACAUAGCAAGAAUCUUUCACAGUAAACACAAUUAUACUUCUAUUGCAUGCACACUCCUCCAUGGGCAGGUGAAAACGAAAGCGAACCAUGCACUUCUCCUGGUGCUGCUAGAUAACCGGAGGACUAGACAAAGACGAUAUGAAGUAUAGAAGGACUUGUUUAUGAUGGCAAACUAUUACCCCCCCCAUGCUCAGAAAUAACAUUAUUCUGUCCGAAUUCGUGAACGGAAACGAAAAUAACGCAGAAAGUUAUCAAAGUUAUCAUUAAAACUAACCGAACGGUGUAACGUUCUAAAAGUAAACAAAACAAAACAAAAAAAACACCGACACACUUAAAAAUAUAUUGAAAACGUUGCAAACAUUUUCUAAGAUCUGAUCCAGAGACAACAACACGAUGGAAGGGUGAAUAGUGUAAAAAAGAAAUCGUGCAUGUUAACAAUGAACAAUAUUUUCUACAUACUGUUUAAAAAAGAGCUACUGUUAAAAGGAUGAAAGACGAGAACAAAAAUGAACAAAAUUGGGAAAACAAUUGCAACAAAACGCAAAUUAUGUUUUAGUUUUGCGGUGUUUCUGUUGGGAUGAUAACUAAAAUGCACACAGUAACAAUAAAAAAAGUGACACACACUAGCGCAUGUUACGGAAAUGCGUGAACAUAAACAAAAGAAACUGACACUGUUAAAAUCGUGCGUAGAGCAGAUAUUAAAUUAUAUCUUAUACACACAUACUAAUAAUAUGUACAACAUACACACAUACACAUGCAUACACGAGCCUAAACUUUGAUUUUGUUCACUUUGCCUAACUCGUAACGAAGCGGGGCGGAAUCGUGAACCACAAUACACGAAGCAAAACAGUAAAACAACACUAAUCUAUAUGAAAUGAAUCUUACCAGACACAAACGAAAACAAAAACUAAUGCGCUUGUUUAUAUAGAAAAAGACGAAUAAAAGUAUAGUAAGAGCAGGUAGUUACACGAAACAGGUUUACAGAAUACAUGGAAACAAUUAAAACAGGAAGCGAAGCGAAGGGAUUAGAAGACACAAAUGAAAAAGCUAAAGCCACAAAUGGGUACACAAAAUGCUAACAGAGUAGUUCUAAAGUAAAGCAGUUAUAUAGAAAACAAAAUACGGCAUCAGUUACAAAACAGCAGCUAGAGCAAACACACCAAUUGAACAUAUUCUUCCGGCAAAACAAAGAAAACAAAUCCUUCAUGUCCCUCCCCUACCUUCCCUGUAGGGCUAACCCAGUUUCCCUUAAACAUCUCUUAACAAGCAAAACACCCCCGAGGGUGGUAUGCACACUGUUAAAGUUUAGAACUGCAUUCUGUAGAGUAUUACCAUUAAACAAAAAAAAGAAAACAAACCCCUAUAUCAAAGCAUUGUUCGCGGGAUCAUACAUGAUUGACUAAACUAUUCUAAUUCUACGUAGCUAACCGUAACCCGGAAAACUGCAAACUGAAGAUGUGUCAAUGAACGGCGUAAAAGUAUGGAGAAGAAAACGAAGGUGAACGAAAGCGAACGGCAAAGCAAAGAUGGCAUCGAUUGCAAUAAACACCCAAGUGCGUGCAAAAGCAAAAUGCAAAAAUUAAUGUAAGCAAACCAAAACACACACACAACGUUAUUAAAAAAAACAAACAAACCCCCGAACAACACUACUAUCAAGCAGAAGGCAGAUAUAUAUAUA